CUCAUCAUCGCCAUCCUUCGCUCCUCUGCAGCCAUGGAGCUCCGGCAGGCGGAAUCGCAGCAGAGUCUGCGGAAAGCUCUGAGGUAGACGUGUGUAUGUUUUUGUAGGAUGGAUAGCGUGUACAAGAGAAGGUGGUCAUCAGGCACGCGGGCCGUAGUGUUUCUUCACACGCUGGCCUUAUCCUGGGCAGGUGCUGUUGAACCUGCCCCCAAAAUUGACGGACAUCGUCAAACGGUGAUGACAUUAAGAGAAAACAUGAUACACAGGUUCAACUGUCAUUCCGACGGCUGGCACACCCGUGCACCCACUUUGCUAACCUGGUACCUGAACGGUGAGCAACAGAGGCCGCGAUCACCCAAAGGAAGUCGGGGGAUGACACCCCAUAAAGACUCUGAGGUCACGAGACUGAGAGCGAACAGCACAUUCUCCCUGCGGGCCAGAAAGUGGGACAGAGAGCUGAUGUGUGUGGCACUCAACCCCAAAUCAGGCGAGAGCCACAAUGCCACAGUCACACUCAAUGUCCAAUUUCAGCCUGAGAUCGUCAGGGUCAGCGCACACUCCAGUGAAACCUCAGACCCCGGCCUUUUGUUAGUCCUCUUUGCACUGGUUCAGUCCAACCCGCCUGCCACCUUCACCUUGGCCGACCAGUCUGGCCUACUGGUGGCUAACACUUCGGACAUCUUCAUCCUCGACUCGCACAGCUACCCCUGGUUGACCAAUCACACAAUGAGAGUCACUCUCAGUAGCCUCUCAGGAAAUAUCUCGCUGAACGCCAGCAACAGUGUGGGCACAGCGCAAAGUAACAUCACGCUGGCAGAGUUCCUGCAAUCUCGUGUGGAAGUGCCGAUGCUGGGAAUCGUGACCGGAGGCUCCAUGGCCUUCAUGGCCCUUCUCAUUCUCAGUCUGAUAGUCCUCUGCCUCAUGCAAAAACCAACAAGCAAGUCCAUUGAUGAGACGGUGGAGAUUUUAAUGACUAAGAAAAGUGACUCAACCAACCUGAAAGCAGAGAGAACUUACAUCCCCAGAGAGAACAUGUCUCUUCCUUCUAAUAUGCAGCUCAAUGACCUCAGCGCUUUGAAAAAAGCGCGAGAGAACACCCAGCAUGUCACUGGGGGAGAGAAGAAGACAGAUGAGGAGGAUGAAGAUCUGUCUUUAGCCUAUGCUGCCAGAGGCUUUGCCAGAUAUCCAAUGGUGGGCUACAUCUACAAGGUGAAUAGCACAAGCAGUGAGGAGAUCUGGCUUUGACUAAUCUCAAAGGCACCUCGCAAGUUAUACAGCUCCAUGCAUGACUAUUUGAACAGAGACUCUGCGGCAAGUCCCCCAUUUGUCACUUCAACAUGUUGGUUCCAAAUCUGUCGUUGGAUCACACAAGCUAUCGCUGCUUCAACAGUUGUAUUGAUAAAAAUGUGCGUGACCUCUAAAACUAAAGUGUUGCUGUCCCACCUGUAACCAUAUGCUCAUAGUGUUCUCUUUUCAAACGGAGCCCCUAUAAGGUGACAUGCAGGAAAAAAAAAAAAAAACAACGUUCCCUCGCAGAUAACGCUUUUUUUUUUUUUAAUGCGCGUUUAUGUACUUCCGGGGUCAGUUUGGCUACUGUGGCCUUGAACGCGCGGCUGAUUGAGAGACUACGCUUCAGGUGUUUUUCGCUUAUUUCGAAUCCCUGCUUGAAAUCAAGAACAGAUUUUAUGGCUUUUUUAUUUUAAGCCAAUUUCAAAGUAAAAUUCAAUUAAAAUUGCCCACGGGUAAAAACGCUCAAUAUUUGUCGCUUUCGUUUACUCGAAAGAUAACUCUGAAGUACAUAAACGGGUAAAAAAAAAAAGCGUUCGCAUGCAAAAGAAAAAAAAAACGCGUUAUCUCGCAAUCUUUGCGAGAUAACGCCGAGGUUUUUUUCCCCCCUUUCAUGUCACCUUAGGGCGGGCUCCGUAAUUUCCUGCUGUUUGAAAUGGAAUGCCUUUAUUCUGCUAUGCACACUCCAGAAUCUCUCAGAUGACAUACUGUGUAUAAUAUUUUACAAAUUAAUUUGAUGCAAAAAUGUAUUUACAUGUAAAUUAUGGAGAAGGUUACAGAUAAAUGUGUAUUUGUACGUGUAUUCACAUGAAGAUCGUACUGAAUAAAGUCAACGUAUGUUUCUCCUUGAUCGUGGCUCUUCUGACAUCCACCAGGGGGUGCUAAAUAAACGUGUUUCUGGUAUUUGUGAAGAGUUGGUGAACAGUGCUGAAAUACGACGCAAGGGGAGGGCCUGUGCCUUUUGUACUGUAAGCUUUCGUGAUUAUACGUUUUUUAAUGCUAGAAUAGCAACUACGGGAUCUGAUUGCAUGACUUUUGUGGACAUAGAUGAAUGUGUGCUGUGUGAGUGAGAACCACCACCAGGUGCUGUUUGUGGCUCACAAGGUUUCGAUGCAGCAGUUCAGACAGGAAGCUGUGUCUCGCUGUGGGUAAACGUAUCUGCUUCCUGAAGCACCUCAGAUGCAUUUGCGUGCUCAAGACAGAGACAAGAAAAAGCGACAGCACUGGGAGCACGACUGAUCUACAUUUUAUGCACAACUCCGAUGACACAAUGAAAAGCGACAAAGUUUUAUCUUCUUUUCUGGUUGUUUGGACGCUGACUGAAUUUGUCUGCUGUGACGAAGGUACAGUUCAUCGAAGGAUGGGAUUUUGUUUAUGAAACUGUCACUUGAUGAAAAGGCACCGUAUGGUAUAACCUGAUGAGUCCAUUCAUGUUUUUUGUUCUUCACAGACAUUCAAGUGAAACCUGGACCCUCAGAAAUUACUAUUUCAUGUGGCG
Messenger RNA from Hippocampus comes (tiger tail seahorse), 2785 nucleotides. RefSeq names its product transmembrane protein 25 (gene tmem25). NCBI's taxonomy places the organism in Eukaryota, Metazoa, Chordata, Actinopteri, Syngnathiformes, Syngnathidae. Gene Ontology annotation, biological process: negative regulation of excitatory postsynaptic potential. The transcript has 12 exons. The record is from RefSeq and is a predicted model, not a curated record. The coding region runs from base 109 to 1245 and encodes 378 amino acids.